Molecule: messenger RNA, 3463 nt
Organism: Ceratotherium simum simum (southern white rhinoceros)
Lineage: Eukaryota; Metazoa; Chordata; Mammalia; Perissodactyla; Rhinocerotidae
Gene: TEC
Product: tec protein tyrosine kinase
Biological process (GO): intracellular signal transduction; protein phosphorylation
Molecular function (GO): ATP binding; protein tyrosine kinase activity; protein binding
Source: RefSeq, a predicted model, not a curated record
GGGCGCCAGGCUCCGGACUCCGCGGCGCCGGCGGGACCUCACUCUCCAGGGCUUGGCGUAGCCGGCGCGCUCCAGCCAGAAUACUGGGAUCUUCAAUGGCAGGAGAAGGAGUGAUCAGAAGACCGAGAUGAAUUUUAACACUAUUCUAGAAGAGAUUCUUAUUAAAAGGUCACAGCAGAAAAAGAAGACAUCACCCUUAAACUACAAAGAAAGACUUUUUGUACUAACCAAGUCCAUGUUAACCUACUAUGAAGGUCGAGCAGAGAAAAAAUACAGAAAGGGAUUUAUUGAUGUUUCAAAAAUCAAGUGUGUGGAAAUAGUGAAGAAUGAUGAUGGUGUCAUUCCUUGUCAAAAUAAAUAUCCAUUUCAGGUUGUUCAUGAUGCUAAUACACUUUACAUUUUUGCACCUAGUGCACAAAGCAGGGACCGGUGGGUGAAGAAGUUAAAAGAAGAAAUAAAGAACAACAAUAAUAUUAUGAUUAAAUAUCAUCCUAAAUUUUGGGCAGAUGGAAGUUAUCAGUGUUGCAGACAAACUGAAAAACUAGCACCUGGAUGUGAAAAAUAUAAUCUUUUUGAGGGUAGUAUAAGAAAAGCACUACCUCCAGCACCAGAAACAAAGAAGCGAAGGCCUCCCCCACCAAUUCCAAUUGAAGAAGAAGAAAAUAGUGAAGAAAUAGUUGUAGCUAUGUAUGAUUUCCAAGCCACAGAAGCACAUGAUCUCAGAUUAGAGAGAGGCCAAGAGUACAUCAUAUUAGAGAAGAAUGAUGUUCAUUGGUGGAGAGCAAGAGAUAAAUAUGGGAGUGAAGGAUAUAUCCCAAGUAAUUAUGUAACAGGAAAGAAAUCAAACAACUUGGAUCAAUAUGAAUGGUAUUGCAGAAAUAUGAAUAGAAGCAAAGCAGAGCAACUCCUCAGAAGUGAAGAUAAAGAAGGUGGUUUUAUGGUAAGGGAUUCCAGUCAACCGGGCAUGUACACAGUCUCCCUGUAUACAAAAUUUGGAGGGGAAGGCACAUCAGGUUUCAGGCAUUACCAUAUAAAAGAAACAACAACAUCCCCAAAGAAGUAUUAUCUGGCAGAAAAACAUGCAUUUGGUUCAAUUCCUGAGAUUAUUGAAUAUCAUAAGCACAAUGCAGCAGGUCUUGUCACAAGGCUGCGGUACCCAGUUAGCGCAAAGGAGAAGAGUGCACCAACCACUGCGGGAUUCAGCUACGAAAAAUGGGAGAUUAACCCUUCAGAGCUGACCUUUAUGAGGGAGUUGGGUAGUGGACUGUUUGGAGUGGUGAGGCUUGGCAAGUGGCGAGCUCAGUACAAAGUAGCAAUCAAAGCUAUUAGAGAAGGUGCCAUGUGUGAGGAGGACUUCAUAGAAGAAGCUAAAGUGAUGAUGAAACUGACACACCCGAAGUUAGUACAGCUGUAUGGUGUAUGCACCCAGCAGAAACCAAUUUACAUUGUUACUGAGUUCAUGGAAAGGGGCUGUCUUCUGAAUUUCCUCCGACAGAGACAAGGUCAUUUUAGUAGAGACGUGCUGCUGAGCAUGUGUCAAGAUGUGUGUGAAGGAAUGGAAUACCUGGAGAGAAACAGCUUUAUCCACAGAGAUCUGGCUGCCAGAAAUUGUCUAGUAAACGAGGCAGGAGUUGUGAAGGUAUCUGAUUUUGGAAUGGCCAGGUAUGUUCUAGAUGAUCAAUACACAAGUUCUUCCGGUGCUAAAUUUCCUGUGAAGUGGUGCCCACCCGAGGUGUUUAAUUACAGCCGCUUUAGCAGCAAAUCAGAUGUCUGGUCAUUUGGUGUUUUAAUGUGGGAAGUAUUCACUGAAGGCAGAAUGCCCUUUGAGAAAAACACCAACUAUGAAGUGGUAACCAUGGUUACUCGGGGCCACAGACUCUACCGGCCGAAGUUGGCAUCCAAAUAUGUGUAUGAGUUGAUGCUGAGAUGUUGGCAGGAGAAACCAGAGGGAAGGCCGUCCUUUGAAGAUUUGCUGCGCACGAUAGAUGAACUAGUCGAGUGUGAAGAAACUUUUGGAAGAUAAGUGGUGGUGUGACCAGUGACUUCCCGAUUCCAAAGCAUGAUGAAGAAAUGGCACUUUGUGGCUAACUUUUAAUUUAUUUAGCACUUGGGUGUGUGGAUUGUUUUACUUAUAAAGUGGAAACGCCUAAAGCAUUUGCUUCUAGACCAGCCUUAGCGCUGUGACUGAAUCUUCUGGAUUAUGGAACAUGCUGCCUUAGAGAUGGUGAUUAAAAGUACUCACUUUUAUCCACUCCACAAGUACUCAAGUGCCCACUAUGUGCUGGGUACUGUGCCCAGGCCCCAGGGUUUGCUCAUUUUCGGGAUGCACAUGGGGGCAUGUUAGCUGGUGCCAAUGGAAGGCCAGGGAAUUUGGGAAGGAGAAGGGCAUUAGGGCCAUGUUCCAACAACCCCCCUCUUCCCUUUGACUUCUAGAGAAAUCGGGGUCUGGGGCAUUGCCUGGAAUAUGGGUUCUGAAUGAAUCAGGAACCCACCUUGGAUAAGUACCUAUCUUUUGUUUUGAAAACAUCUGUUUUCAAGACUACCAUUAGUAUUACAUUAAAAAUAUUUGUAUGCUGUAUAUAUUGUAAAUAUAUAUAAUAUAUAAAGUUAUAUAUUUAUAAGAAACAUGAGUUGUGUUUUAAUUGAAACUUUUAAUUCUGUAAUAUAUGAGCUAACCUUCUUCGGACUAGAGACUGAGCCUUAUAGCUGCCAAUUCCUUUUCCCCUGGGGAUCAAAUAUUCCUUACUUAAGAGAGAAAAGUCUAGACCCUUCUAUCACUAAUGCCUCCUCCUUACUUAGGUAGACUUGUUUGGGGGUGCCUGUCCAGCUUAAGCCCCCAACAGGGCCCAUGUUUGGGCUAAGUGAUCCUGCCCAUGGUGUCCACAGCUAAUUGGAUUUAGGUGGAAAAUUGAAGAAGGGGCAAUCAAUCCGUUUCGACGUCUUAAGAAUCUGCCCCAGGACAUAGAUGCCGUAAGUGGAGGUGCUGGGCUCUGGAGCAGAAGCAUCAGGUGACGUUCACUACAAAGGCUGCCUGCACUGCAGGCAAGCCCCAGAGCAAGCUCCAGUUCUGGCAGAGAGACCAGGGAAAAUAGAGAGCAUGGUGUAUUGAGCUGUCUCCCAGAUCGUUUGCAGGAGACCUGGUUGGACUUGGGUUCCUGGAUCAGCGAGAUUAUCUGUUGCAGCCUCACAGUAGACCCCAUGAUCGAGUUCCUUUGAGUAAGUUUCUGACCCUUACAAUCUCUGACUAAGACAACAGCUGGGUUAGAGCCUUCAUUUUUCCUCAUGAGCCCAGGGAAAAGAAACAGUCUCUGUCAUCGAUAAUAGAGGCUGUGUAUUGCCCCACACAUUGUUCUUGAUAUUGUGGGGGUUGAAAGCGGAGGAAGACGUGGGGCCUUUCUUCAGGAGUUCUGUCUGCUCUGGGGACUGCUAUGGUGUCACCUGUGCGGGGGAGCAUUGUGUGAAC